Molecule: messenger RNA, 1848 nt
Organism: Beauveria bassiana ARSEF 2860
Lineage: Eukaryota; Fungi; Ascomycota; Sordariomycetes; Hypocreales; Cordycipitaceae
Product: d-3-phosphoglycerate dehydrogenase
Exons: 4
Coding region: 1-1848 (615 amino acids)
Biological process (GO): magnesium ion homeostasis
Cellular component (GO): intracellular membrane-bounded organelle
Source: RefSeq, a predicted model, not a curated record
AUGCGCAAUGCUGCCUCGGCUGGUGGUAUAGCCAGCCUGCGGCCUGCCGUCCUCGGCAUGGCGCGGGUUAUCGGUCUGGGCCUCUCUUCCGUGGCCGCUGCGCCUCUGCAACAGCGCCAACAUCACGAUGGCGGCGACGAGCAUCCCGACACGCCGCUCUGGGUUCUCUGCGUAACGUCCAUGGCCCUCGUCCUUCUCGGUGGUGCCUUUGCUGGUCUGACAAUUGCAUUGAUGGGCCAGGACAGCAUCUAUCUCCAGGUCGUCUCAGGUGAUCCCGAAGAACCGCAACAUAAGAAUGCCAGGCGCGUCCUCGACCUCCUCAACAAGGGCAAGCAUUGGGUCCUCGUCACCCUGCUCCUCGCCAACGUCAUUGUCAACGAGUCGCUUCCCGUCGUCCUCGAUCGCACCCUCGGCGGCGGUGUCGCCGCCGUUGUUGGCAGUACCAUUCUCAUCGUCAUUUUUGGCGAAAUCGUUCCCCAAUCCAUCUGCGUCCGAUACGGCCUGCCCAUCGGUGGCUACAUGUCGAAACCCGUCAUUGCCCUCAUGUACUUGCUCAGCCCCAUCGCCUGGCCCACGGCCAAGCUGCUCGACUGGAUUCUCGGCGAAGACCACGGCACCGUCUACAAAAAGAGCGGCCUCAAGACCCUCGUCACCCUGCACAAGUCUCUCGGCGACCUCUCGGAGCGUCUCAACCAGGACGAGGUCACCAUCAUUACCGCUGUUCUCGACCUAAAGGACAAGCCCGUCUCUGAGGUCAUGACCCCGAUGGAGGACGUCUUUACCCUGUCCGAGGACCACAUUCUGGACGAAAAGACUAUGGAUAACAUCUUGUCCUCUGGCUACUCGCGCAUUCCCAUUUACCGCUCCGGCCAACCAACAGACUUCGUUGGCAUGCUCCUCGUCAAAACUCUAAUUACCUAUGAUCCCGAGGACAGAAUACCGGUUCGCGAGGUACCCCUCGGUGCCAUCGUCGAAACACGCCCGGAAACGAGCUGUCUCGACAUUAUCAACUUUUUCCAAGAGGGCAAAUCGCAUCUUGUUCUCGUCUCCGACGACCCCGGUUCUGACCAUGGUGCCAUUGGUGUCGUCACGCUGGAAGACGUCAUUGAAGAGUUGAUUGGAGAGGAAAUUGUCGACGAAUCCGACGUAUACAUCGACGUCCACAAGGCCAUCCGACGCCUCACCCCCGCCCCGCGCGCUCGCUGCGGCCACGUCGAUGUCGCCGCCGCCGCCGGGUACGCAGGCACCGCCAUCGCCGCCAAGAAGACGUCGGACAAUACCACUCUUAUCGGUUCCGAGGAGCCGGGCGACGGUUCCGCGCUCAAAGUCGGCUCGCUCGGCGCCAUCAGCGACGGAGGCGACGGGCACUACAAUCCCAAGGUGUCGGUGCUGCUGAAGCGUCACGGCUCCGCCGGCCCCGACGGCCGCUUCGAGGCGCCCAUUUCUGUCAAGACGUCGCUCAAGGAGAUGAAGUCGUCGCAGCUUCGCCUUGGCCCCGCCAACCGCGCCGCCCACCCGCGCAGUAACACCCGCAACGUUUUCAAAAUCAAGCAGGGCCUCAACCCGCAGCGCAUCACCACCCUCAAGGCCGACGCCGGCGUCCUGCCCACCAACGGCGACAUUUCCCCCUCGGUCCAGAGCGUCGCGUCGGCGCUUCACACCGAGCCGGAGCACCUAGAGGUGCUGCCGGCCGCGGCCAUUCCCGAGCAGGAGCAGCAAGAGCGUCCCGACGACGAGACGACGCCACUGUUGAAUGCAGACGCCAAUGGCGCCGCCGAGACGAUAAAACCGUACGGAGCGAAUGGCAACUCGAAAAACACAAAGAGCAAAAAGGGAAAGAAGAAGUGA